GUCUAAUCAACAUUCCCUUUUGCUUCUCACCCGGUGUGAGUCCUUUCGCUUCUCUCUAAAUCUCACUCUCUUCCCCAGUAUUAAUCCACCUCAACUACUUAAAAUGAAGGCCUUCUUCUUCCUCACCCUCCUGGCCCCCGUCUUUGCCCUACCAGCAAACCAAGGCUGCGACAUCGGAAAAGCCUCCACAGUCACCAGCGGCGGCGCCGCCAACACCACCUGCGCAAUGACAAAAGCCCACCUCGAGAAAGGCAUCCAACACAACCUCAACAUUCAAGCCCAAGAGCUUCAAGGCAUCCAAACACUCCAGGCCCAACUCGACACCCCGGACUUCAACGCCACACAAACCAAAGUCCUCGACAUCCAACAACGCGGCAUCGACAUCCGGGCCAAGAAUCAGAAACUCGCCAAGAAAAUCUCCAGCCCGGCGCUCGACGGGCUGAAUAUCGUCGAGGGCGCGCAGGUUAAGGAGAAGGAUCAGGUGACGGGGUUGAAGGGGCAGGCGGCGACGGACAAGGAUAUACUUGAUACUUUGGUACAGGAGGUUAUGGAUGGAACGGCGCAGAAUAAGAAGAAUCUUGAUGCGGCGAAGAGUCAGAAGUGUUAGGGCAGGUGAUGGGUGGAAAGUCAU
Bipolaris sorokiniana ND90Pr is the source of this 631-nucleotide messenger RNA. RefSeq lists its product as uncharacterized. NCBI's taxonomy places the organism in Eukaryota, Fungi, Ascomycota, Dothideomycetes, Pleosporales, Pleosporaceae. The record is from RefSeq and is a predicted model, not a curated record. The transcript has 2 exons. Bases 104 to 607 code for a protein of 167 amino acids.